UGUCAUCUUACUGCUUACAAAAUGCACCAAUGACCCAUUGAAGGUCACUUGCGUGUGAAACAGCAAACGUCUAGGCCUAUUCCAAAUUUAGACUAACCGAUACUUCAGCCUGGAUACUUGUUGCUCUGAAAGCUGGGUUCGUCUUCCUCAAGUCACACUACUCACCCGGACAGACAUUAGUGAACCGCACGACAUUCCAAACCACGCGCGAGAAACGAGUUUGAACAAUUGAUUUAAGAGCUCUACAUCUUGUGUGAAGUUGAAUUAUUAAGCCAACACCUGAACACAGAGCACCUGAUAGUCAGCCGUGGAGUGCCAUUCAUUCUCUUUACGGUGACGUUGGAACCGUAAAUUGUCACUCUAGUUCAACCAACAACUAGAAAAUGUCUUCAAACAAACCAAAAUCACUACUACGAGAGGCGUCUCACCAAGUUAUCGCCGGUGGAUCCGCAGGACUGGUGGAGAUCUGCCUCAUGCAUCCUCUAGAUGUAGUGAAAACAAGGUUUCAGAUCCAGAGAGGCACAAGUGACCCCCACAGCUACAGGAGCCUGGGACACUGCUUCAGCACCAUCUUCCGCAGCGAGGGGGUGUACGGCUUUUACAAGGGAAUCCUGCCACCCAUCCUGGCAGAGACACCCAAGAGGGCGGUUAAGUUUCUUACCUUUGAGCAGUAUAAGAAAGCCCUGAGCUUCACCGGCAUGUCUCCUGGACUGGCUCUGUCAGUGGCAGGUCUGGGGUCCGGCUUGACUGAGGCGCUGGUGGUGAACCCGUUCGAGGUGGUGAAAGUCAGCCUGCAGGCCAACAGAGACUCCUUCAAAGAACAACCCUCCACGUUAGGGCAGGCUCGACGCAUCAUCAACGCGGACGGCUUCGGCCUGCGUGGCCUGAACAAGGGCCUGACCUCCACACUGGGCCGCCACGGAGUCUUCAACAUGAUCUACUUCGGGUUCUACUUCAAUGUCAAGGACGCCUUCCCCGCCAGCCAGGACCCCCGGCUGGAGUUCCUGCGCAAGUUCGCCAUUGGCCUGGCGUCGGGCACCAUCUCGUCCUGCGUGAACAUUCCGUUCGACGUGGCCAAGAGCCGCAUCCAGGGCCCGCAGCCCGUCCCCGGGGAGAUCAAGUACCGCAGCUGCUUCCAGAGCAUGGCCCUGGUGUACCGUGAGGAGGGCUACCUGGCGCUGUAUAAAGGACUGGUCCCCAAGAUCAUGAGGCUCGGACCAGGAGGUGCCGUGAUGCUACUGGUGUACGAGUAUGUCUCCAAGUGGCUGCAGAAGAACUUCUGAACCAACACUGACCUCCACACUGUCCCACACGGUCCAGAGAUCAGAUCAGGGCUCCUUGGAGUGCCUCACUCAUGUCCCCCAAGUCCCCCAAGACUGUGCUGCCUGUGACCAACCCCAACCAUCUCCAUCUCCAUUACCAACCCAGCAUCCCCACCAGAGGUACCUCUAAGCUGGACGGGACCCUGUCAUCUACUCAAAGACCUCCCCUUUAGUUAAGGGAAUACUUCAAACGCACUAAAUACCUUUGAAUACAUAAACGCACAUCAGAUCCUGUUCAUUUCUCAUAGGGACCAUGAAAUCCUUUUGGUUGUGAAUGGAUAUAUGGACAUAUACAGCCAGUACAGCCUGCCAGUACAGUAGAUUAGUCUGUACAGUGUUAUUCUAAAGCCAGUAGUUUCACAUGUCCACAAUUAUCGAGUGCUCUUAUUGUAGUGUUUUGAUAAAAUAAUGAUAGUGAUAAUUACAAACUGCCCACACAAGUGAAGUGACCUUUUGGGUCUGCCUUAUUAUGCAAUAUCAGCACAUCUCAUCAGCUCCUCGGGCAGCGUAAACGUUUAAAAUAAUAAAUCAGGUGAUUAACAAACUGAACAGUCUUUUACACAACAUUUUAAGAUUAUAGUCUGACCUAAUUGGUCUUUUUUGCAAAAUGCACAUUACUUCACCCUUGUCAUUUUCGAUGUGAGGUCUCUGUGCCUGGAGGCAUAAGAUUUCAAGGGCCCGAUUGAAACGCAAUGCAGCUGUUGAUGUUAGAGUUCCACUGACAAGACUGGACAGGAGUUUUUACUCAUGGAUAUGGUCUGACCCCCUUCCUAAUUCUCACACUAAAAAAAACUCUCUGCGCUAAAACCUUUAAACUUUCGAUUUCGCCCAACCCUAGUUUUUCAGGGACAAGUCGCUUGCCGAAUUGCUUUUGAUUGGAGAUUUUGUCCACCGAGCACUAAAUUUAAUCCAGAUCUUCAACUUAAUGCAUGUCUGGGAAUGCAGCCCAGAGUUUUUUUUUGUUUUUUUGAAGGUUACUGAGGUUUUCCAGUCUCUGUCAUAAAUUUGUGUACCAGUUUUUGGUUUGACCUAUAAAUCCAAUCAAGGGCUUGUGUGUUGUUAACUCAUUUCUUUCAUUCGGUAUUUAAUGAUAUUUUUAUGGUUCAUAUUUCCUCCUUUUGAAGGGGGCAUAACAGAGAGGGUAAGGAAAGCAGCAUGGACUCUCCACACUGUCUCUCUCUUAAGAGUUGAAGAUAUGUUUCUGUUCCUGUCUUGGAAUACAAUGUUUCUUUUUUUCCUGUAUUGCAUAUCAGUGCCUUUGGAACAGAAACCUCCUGUGUGUAAAAACAAAUUAACAGUCGAUAAAGGGGAUUGUUGCGAGUAAGACGAUUGAAAUUGACCGUGGAAAUGUUGAUCACUGCAGUAUUUUCAGUUGUAGGUUUUUGUAAGUUAAUUACCUCCUAUUAUGUGAUUUCUUUUGAGAAAUGUCUCAGAUGUCUUAAGCUGAUCUGCUCUAUAGCAGACAGGCAUGUCAACUGAUGAAAUAAAGAAAUAAAAUACCUCCUGCCAGACAGAUUUUUAACUGA
This is a messenger RNA of Engraulis encrasicolus (European anchovy), 2848 nucleotides long. It is a transcript of the gene slc25a21, whose product is annotated as solute carrier family 25 member 21. The record is from RefSeq and is a predicted model, not a curated record. The coding region runs from base 384 to 1283 and encodes 299 amino acids. NCBI's taxonomy places the organism in Eukaryota, Metazoa, Chordata, Actinopteri, Clupeiformes, Engraulidae. The transcript is spliced from 11 exons.